Molecule: messenger RNA, 2315 nt
Organism: Liolophura sinensis
Lineage: Eukaryota; Metazoa; Mollusca; Polyplacophora; Chitonida; Chitonidae
Product: adenosine deaminase-like
Exons: 9
Coding region: 191-1276 (361 amino acids)
Biological process (GO): hypoxanthine salvage; adenosine catabolic process; purine ribonucleoside monophosphate biosynthetic process
Cellular component (GO): cytosol; external side of plasma membrane
Molecular function (GO): adenosine deaminase activity
Source: RefSeq, a predicted model, not a curated record
CUAGUACAGCCCGUGUAAGCAAAUACCCAGUACCGGUUGGCUUCCAGGAAAAGAUAAACAGAGGUGUAGCCUACACCCCUAGCUAUAGCACCUCGUGCUGCGCCCGCUCUCUAGGGAUAAAUGGGUUAACAGUCGAACUGGUUUAAAUUUUAUUUCCACAAGGAAGUUAAUCAACUGUACAACAAUCACUAUGGAAAAAAUACACGACAAGGUCGAGUUGCAUGUUCAUUUGGAUGGAGCGAUUCGGCCCGAGACUGUUUUGGAGUUAGGGAAAAAACGUGGAGUGCGCCUUCCGGCGAACAACCUGGAGGACUUGAAGAAGCAUAUGUGUGUAUACAAACGGCCAGGAAAUUUCCUAGAGUUCCUGCACACAUUCGGAGUUUUCAUGCCGUGUGUAGCAGGUGACCCUGAGGCCGUGUGGAGAAUGGCGUAUGAAUUUUGCGAGGAUUGUGCCAAGCAGAAAAUCUGUUACGUGGAAGCCCGCUACAGUCCGCAUAUUUUAGCGAAUGACAGCCCGAAACCUUAUUAUUCUCCGAUCACCGGAAGUUUCGGAGCUCGCAAUGUUGUGGAAACAAUCUCAGAUGCGUUUAAAAAAGGGUCAUACGACUUUGGCAUCACCGCGAAAUCAAUACUAUGUUGUCUGCUGGAUAACCCAGAAUGGUCCCUGGAAGUCUACCAGCUCUGUGAGGAGUUUAGAAAUCAGGGCGUGGUCGCCAUUGACUUGGCCUCAGGCGAGCCCUCCAGCAACGCAGACGCCAACACAUCAUGUCACCUGGAGGCGUUCAGGAAAGCUCACCAGACAGGGAUACAUCGUACUAUGCACGCUGGGGAAGUGGGCGAUUCUAAUUCUGUGGAUCUGGCUGUCAAUCUAUUUUACGCGGAGAGAAUUGGCCAUGGGUACCAUGUCUUGGAUGAUUUGAAGUUGUAUAGAGAGCUUUGUGAAAAGGGCAUCCAUUUUGAGGUCUGUCCCAACUCCUCUGUGCUAACUGGAGCGUGUCCAGAAGCUGCCACCAACCUUUCGCUUCAUCCUGCUAAACGGUUCUCUGACGAUGAUACCAAUUUUUCCAUAAACAGCGACGACCCUCUUCCCUGUGACACAAAUCUCACAAAGGAAUUUGAGUUUGCCAAGGAGAUGGGAAUUUCCGAAGAUAAGCUGAUAACGUGUAUAUUCAACGCCGCAGAAGCGAGUUUUACUUCUCCAGUGGAGAAAAACUCUUUAAUUGACAAACUAGAACAAGUGUACGGGAAACAGUCUACAUCCUGUCCAUAUAUUUAGUUAUUUCAAUUAGUGCAGUAGUAAGCGUGUGUGCAUAUAAGCGUGUCAUAGGUGGGAUAAGCAAAAUCACGUGAUUAAUUAUUCCUAUAUAUUGCAGACUUCUGUGACAGUCCAGAAUUCAUGUGUGACAGCCCAGAAUGCGUGUAACUGCCGAGGGUCAUGAUUCUUUAACAUUGUCACGUGGAUUUUUACUGCGCACUGUGAUCAGUCAUCUAGCUUAUUUAUGUGUUUUACGCAAACUUUUUUCGCUUUUAUUUGUGAGACGUUUAUAAUAUGUGUCAAACAUAAUUUGAAUGUGAUUAUAACUUGUAUAUUUAAGAUUAUUAUGAGAAAAAAGAGUGAAAAUCCUCGAUGUUACACCGGUGUGUGGGAUUAUGGUGCCAUAAUUUUAUGUCUUUUGUGCAUAUUUUCAAUUAUGAUAUUGCUUAGAAGUCUGGAAAUCAGAUCAAGUGACUGAUACAGUGCUAUACAAGAACAUGCAUGUGCCAAAUUUCUUAAAAAUUUAAUAACCAGUACUAGUUUAAUUUUACAUUUUUACAAUUAAUUAGCUUGAUUGGAUAACAAGUUCUACAGUUUAUGACAAGAGCAUCUCAAAACAAAGUUUUGUACAGCUGAACGCAUGUAUAACAACCACAUUGUUCCAGAUGUUUCCUCCAACCAUAAUGCUUGCCGCCGUCGUAUAAGUGAAAUAUUGUAACACCAAUUAAAUAAAGAGAUAAAUAAAUAAAGGGUUCCAAUUACCAUUACCUGCAUGUACAUGUUUAUGUGUCUAUCAGUAAAUGGAACGAUCUUUAUUUAUAUGUUAUAUUGUCCACUUUUCAUUGGAUAAAAACGGACAGGAGGGGUACAGAUAUACUCUCGAAUCCAACACACGACGUUAAAUGUGUCUGCAGAAUGGGUUAUCUCCCUUUGUUGAGUUUUGCAUACAAUGGUUCCAUCGCUGAAGCGAUUCAUCUAUACAUCGAUCUUCAGUUCUGCACUGAAUCGAUGGGUCUUUGCAGGAUAAAUUUGUACAUCGUCACUCAGUGAUAUGAUACGU